CAUAAUACAGAAUCAGUUUCUAUUUAAAUUCCACAGAAAAUCUUCAAAUCUCACAUUAAUAUCCACCAGAUGAAAAAUCCUUAUUCUUUCUCCUUAUGUAACCACUGCAUAAUUAUUUCCACCCUCUUCAUCUCCCCACACAUCAGCCGUUACUAACACUCUCCCCACUAUAUAAAUCCCACACAAGUUUUCUCCAAAAACCAUCCACACUAAGCAAAAAAACUCACCUUGUUUUCUGCUAAAGAUAAUGGCUUUCUCUAGCAUACCCUUUGUUUUGACUGUUCUUGUGAUUACUGCAAAUGCAUCUGUUGCUGAUUCUAGAGCACUCUCCGACCCAUCUACCCCUCUAAGCCUUGCUCUUAGGUUGAAGGUGGAGGGUGAACCCUCGAACUGUUGGGAAUCACUGUGGCGUAUGCAAGCAUGUAGUGGAGAAAUCAUAACGUUUUUCCUCAAUGGUGAGACCUACCUAGGGCGAAGUUGCUGUGAAGCUAUUAGGGUUAUUGGACAUGAUUGCUGGCCUAACGUUGUUGGUUCUCUAGGGUUUACCUCUGAAGAAACUGAUGUUUUGGAGGGAUAUUGUGAUGAGGCUGUUCAUUCACCACCACCACCACCAUUAUCAGUAGAUCCUUGAAGGGGUUUGAAAGUAUAUGUGUCAAAUUUAACUGAAUAACAAUGUCAUUAGACAUUCAUGAAUCAAUAAUAAAAUUCUAUGUUUGUUCCUUUUCUAAUAUAUCAUCUGAUUGUG
This is a messenger RNA of Vigna radiata var. radiata (mung bean), 745 nucleotides long. RefSeq names its product egg cell-secreted protein 1.1. The coding region runs from base 248 to 631 and encodes 127 amino acids. NCBI's taxonomy places the organism in Eukaryota, Viridiplantae, Streptophyta, Magnoliopsida, Fabales, Fabaceae. The record is from RefSeq and is a predicted model, not a curated record. The transcript has a single exon. Gene Ontology annotation, biological process: double fertilization forming a zygote and endosperm.